CUAGUUGGUUGAGCUUGAGCAUUGACUGUCCUUGAUGAUCUCUCGAUCAAUGAGAGAACAACACAAACGAAAGCAGUUUUCUAUUCUCUCGGAUCAGAUCAAUAAAGCAUGAUCCCGCCACUGGAUUAACUGGAGGCAGGUACCUGGAAACAGUGUUGGAACCAAUACGGUACUACAUGCAAAGUCUAAUUGAGAAGACUGCUGUUGGAAAGUGCCUCGAUUCGUCACCGAAUCGUUGAACGAUUUCCACUGGGCUGAGCUCGGCGUCUGGACCGUUGCCAGUGUGGUGAUAUUUUCCGCCUAGCCUUUCCGAUUGAGAGUUGACUCGACUCUGCACUGCAUAUGCACCUGAUAUUUGUCACGUCACUACACUAGCUAGCAUCGUUUAGUUACUAGUAGCCACUUGGACAAGUAGAAGGAAUAUUAUGUAGCAGUACAAGACAUUUUGUGAGGAGCGAUAGUCUAAAGACUUGUUAACCAUGGCAAGCCUGGUGAAAAUGUCUGCCACAGUCUUUCUGUUCAAGUUGUUGUUGGGGCUAGCAUUACUUUUUGUGAGUAUAGUGAGGAUCAAUGCAGUCUCAGGAGUGUACCUACUAUGCCUUCUAGCAUUGCCUCUCAUCCCCAGCCCAACAAAUGUGCUACAUCUUCAAGGGAGCCCAGGGCGGUUUAUGAAAACCGUUGUGAUUCUCAGUGCUCUUGGAUGUGUCACCCAAAUACUUUAUCAAGUGGUUUUAGCUGGCCUUAGCAGUUAUGAUGAAAGCAUCGAUAGUUGUAACUUCACGGAUACAAUAUGGAGACAGAUGGGCUAUCAGAGAUUGGAUGACCUUGACGCACUCAAUGUCGCCAGACUAGUGGUUCCUGAUGUCAUCCUCCUGGUUGUUUCUCUCAUCGUAUUCCUCUCCUGCAAGUACAUCCUUACCCCGCCGCCCCAGACAUCCGAAUCAGAUUCCGAUGAGAAUGACGAACCACUCGCCCCGGUAAUGGAACGUCGCCCUCGACGAACCUCAGUAGUCGUCGAAGGUCUGCGGUCGUGCAACGUUAUGCUCUUCUGUGCGCUGUCGGGAAUCAUCUUCCCGUCAGCCAUCUCAUCGGUGUACUUUGUGGGUUUCCUGGUAGUGGUGACCUGGUGGUCCUUCUAUCAGAGCUGGGGAAGGGUCUUCAAGUGGAUCCAAGUCCUGUGGCUCAUCUACAGUGGCGCUCAUGUCAUCGUCCUCUACCUGGUUCAGUUCCAGUUCUUCCAGGAGUUAGUGCCAUAUGAUGAUUCCGAGGAAGGAUUCAAUGUGCCAGCAUUCGUUGGUCUUACGCCCAUCGUUGAUUCCCUGCGAUGUGACCAAGGAAAGGACCCGAGAAUGAUAGCCAUAGCCGACUCUUCUGGUUGGACUACCUGGGUCAACCCCUGGGUAGUGAUCCAAUUCUACUGGUUCCUGGGUCAUGAGGUUCACAGAUGGUUCGCAGGACCGCACUCUAAGGAAUAUGUGGAGAUUGUCAGAAGGAGCCCCAAGAAGAAGGGAAAGAAAUCUGGGAAAGAAGAAAAACAGGAGACAGAAGAGCAUCUUGUGUCGGAAGGUGCAGGUACCUCCUACCAGACCAUGGACCCCGCCCAACAGCAGGCCCACCAGGAAACCACCCCAGCUACCGAUGGAGAGGGCGAGGCCACAGGGGCGGAGUCUGUACCUACCAGCGGGGACGAGAGAGGGGCGCACAAGAUGAGUGCCUUUACCUCUUUCCUGGGAUUCCUGACCAAACAGAGCUAUAUCGUGGGACUUGUUCUUAUGAUGGCCUGGAGCAUCAUCUAUCUGAGCUGGAUCACUUUCGUGCUCCUGCUCUGGGCUCUUCUCAUCUGGAUCCUGCCCAUCAGCACCACCAGGAACCGUUGCCUCUACACGUCUCCGCUCCUGGUCCUCUACGCCGAAGCCAUCAUCAUCGUCACCUUCAUCUACGGUCUCCAGACAGACCUGCCUGAGAAGGUCGGCGUCAUCGAUCUCAAAGAAGUUGGGCUCGAGCAUUACAAGUACCCGUUUGUGCCACUCCUUGUUGAGAUGGCAUUCACCUUGAUGUUCUGGCUGACGUUACGUCAAUUCCUGAGAGAGCAGAAGCUUCGUAGGCACAACGUAGAUGAAGGCAUCGUCCUCCAACCGUUCGGUGUUAUCUUCUCAGGUCCAGAAGAAGAAGUGAUGAUUACGGAGCUUGAUGGGAUUGAUGGACACCAUCUACAACGCGGGCAGAGCAACACCAUGGCGUUCCUAGGUCUGACUCUGAACUCGGUUCUGGCCAAGUAUUGGAUCCUGCUGUGCGGCCUCAUGUUCCUCAUCAUCAGUCUUCAAGGGACCGUGGAUAUCUUCAAGAUUAUCUACAUGUUGCUCUUCUUGAUCCUACUCAACAUCUUUAUGCUCUCAUUCACUCUUUUCCGUUUCAUCCUGCGAGUGUUUGGAUGGGUUGUAGUCCUCUACUCCACAGCGGUGCUCUGCAUGAUCUAUACCUACCAGUUCACCGAUCUCCGCAACUUGUGGACGAACAACACCUUUUUCACAGAAGAGGAGCUUGCGGUGUUGGGACUCCAAAAGUAUGAUGACCUGGGCAUGCUUAUUAUCAACCUGCUCAUACCGACGGCUUUCAUCAUCCUGGUUAUGAUCCAGCUUCAUUAUUUCCACCCACAUUUCAUCUCCAUCAGCAAGAUCAAGAGGGAUGGAUACCGUCCUAGUAACUUAGAUGGGAGUCAUGGUGGAGCAGAGGGCAAGGCAGAGGAAGGCGGAGCUGGUGACGGAGGUGAUCAUGUAGAGAUUGAUGAUACAGACAGAGCCUCAACAUCUAGCAAGAAGAGUUUACCGACGACCCGUUCCACCUUGAAGCUGAAGCUGAUGAAGGCCUAUUCCUACUUCAAUAACUAUCUGGGUCCAUGUCAGGUGUUCCUCUGGAGACUCGUGGAGGUCCACAUGAUGAAGUUGGUCUUCUUGACCAUCGUACUGGUCAUUACUCAAGAAUUGAGUGCAGUGAACGGCAUUCUCCUUCUGUUAAUCUUCGUCCCGAUCGCCGUACCAUCCCUUCAUCAUGUGUGCUGUAUGAUGUCCAUGUUAUGGGUCUCUCUGGUGCUGCUGGGGAAGAUGGUCUUUCAGUUGGACUAUUCAAACUGGUUUGAUAUGGAUCUCACCGCCAACUGCACAGAGAAUAAAGAUUUCCCGAUUGAGGACAACUUCAACAUUCCAGAUUGGUUUGGUUUCAUACAAGUCAGCUCUUUUUACAAAUAUGUGGAGGGCUACGUUGCGAUCAUCGUCAUGCUGAUCAUCCAAGCCAUUGUGAUGCUUCAUCAGCAGCAGUAUAGACACCAGCAUGGCUUGGUCAAGCCCAACUACAGCAUCGUGUUUAAUGAUGUCACCAGGGAGUGUGCAGAUAAAGAUGGUCUGCCUGGUUGCAUCAAAUUCCUCAUCAAUUACUGCUUCUUCAAGUUUGGUUUGGAGAUCUGUUUCACGACUACCGCCAUCGUUGCAGCUGUUCGGCUCGACGUCUUUGCGUUCAUCUUCCUGGCCAUGAUGGUUCCUCUGCUGUUCAUCAGGCGUCGUACUUGCGCCCUCUUGUGGCCAUUCUACAUGUUGGUCUUGAUAUGUCUGCUCCCUGUGGCUUACGCCUUGGCUCUUGGAUUGCCUCCAGUCUUCUGUAUAAAUUAUCCAUGGAACACCAAAGCACUGCCAGAUCGUCUGAGCACAUGGCUGUAUCUCUCAAACUACGAGACACCUACAGACCCCGAUCCAAGGGCAAUAGUUGCGGACUUCUUUCAGCUGCUGUUUGUUUGUCUUCAGUUCCAAGUUUUCCGUAUGGAGAGGAAUCAUGACAUCAUUGCCGGAGGGGGUGAUAACUAUAAGGUGUCUGUGGAUGUGGAGAAUAUCCACGAAAAUCCAGUCCCCAACUUCACUUUCAAUAGGUCAUAUUUGGACCUCAUAAAGAGCUUGGUAUUUGGAUACGCCUUCUAUUUUACCCUGGCCAUUGUGUUCCUGUGUGCUACAACUCGUAUCAGUAUCCUUGGCGUCUGGUAUCUCAUCUUUGCCUUCUACUUCCUUUGGUAUGGACCCAAGUUCCUCACCAAACCAACCGACAAAGUCAUGAAACAGUGGAAUUUUUUGGUUGGGUACACGCUGUUUGUAAUCUUUAUGAAGGUAGGCCUUCAGAUCAUGGCCUGCGCCUACGGAGACAAAAUUGUCGACAAGGAACUUUGUUGGAUCAUGCAGGUCUUUGGGGUCAUCUGCCUACAGACUGGCUAUACUGAUGAGGUGUGCGGCCUUCCCACUGAUUCAGCUAAACUCACAUGGGACGUGACCUGUUUCCUGUUUGUGGUAUUCCAGCGUCAGAUCUUCACCAGUAACUACUUCCUCUACAUCAUCCUAGACCUGACCGAUGAGGAGAAGCUAGCCUCCAAAGGUGCUGAGCUCAUCAACGAGAUCCUAGCAGCCAAGGUGCGCAACAAACGCUUGGAGGAGCAGCGCAUACUGCAAGGUGUCAAGAGAAAGAUGAAACGUAUCAAACAGAAACAGGCCAAGCUAAUGAGCAAAAAGAACCAAACAUGGCAGCCAAAGUCACAUUCUGAAGCCAUCCGAGGGACCGGAGGAUACUACAUGUUUGAGGAUGUGGGCGAUGAAGAUGAACUCAGUGACCUGGAAGCAGAAGGAGAUCCGUCCAGCCCCAAGAAUCCACUUCAGCUUGUAUUCCAUGGCAUCGUUGAUGACCCCAAGAAAGCAAUCCAGAUAGACAAAGAACACCAAGCAGCCAUUUCAGGGGCUGAGGAGGAUGAUGAUCCUGAUGCUGAUGCAGUGUCAUAUUCGACAGCUAUCAGUGGUGAUGGAGGCGAUAAACAUGGUAAACGCAGUAUAGAGGAGGCCCAAGAUGAAGAUGAUGGGAGUCUCAGGGGAAGUGAUGCUGAUGAUAUCGAGAUGGAACAAGAUGAAGAACCUGAAGGUGUCGUUGGAAAGAUAAAGAGCACCCUCGCCCUGACGUGGCUGAUCUUCCUACGUUCUGUGGACACAGUCAUAAACUUCUUGGACGCCAUCUCAAAGGAGUACCGCUACGUGGCUAAAGAAUUGAAGAAGCUCACCACAGAGGGCAAACGAAAGAGAGCUUUGAAGAAGCAUAAACAUUUUGCAGAGCUCCAAGACAUGUCCGGGAGGGAAAGUGGGAAAGAAGAAGAAAUAAAGACGGAAGAAACGAAAGCGGGAGCAGACGAGAAGAAGGAGGAGGAGGAUGGUGCAAGAGGAAGCCCUGCUGAUGAGAAUGGAUCCCCUCUCAGGGAUACCAGAGUAACCAUCGAUCCCGAGCCUACAUCCCAACUGACCUUUGAGAGGUACAUGCAGAGCAACGGCAAUGAUGAAACCGACAGCACGGCGGAGACCACCUCCAGCGAUCAGUUCCGUCGCACCAUGAUCCGCCCCGUUCGUCUCACGUAUGCUGCCCUCUACGCCAUAGUCGCUCAAUCGCAGCUGGUAUGCUACUUCAUCAUCAUUCUCAACCAGCUGCUGUCUGCCAGUCUGCUCUCUCUACCCCUGGUGCUCAUCGUCUUCCUCUGGGCUAUGCUCUCAGUGCCCCGCCCGACUAAGACUUUCUGGAUUACAGUCAUCUCCUACACAGAGAUCAUUGUCAUCUUGAAGUACCUGUUCCAGUUCCAGUUUUACCCUUGGAACAGUGCCGUUUCACAGGAUCUACACAGUAAGGAUCCUCUCUGGUUCCCUCGGAUCCUAGGCAUUGAGCAGAAGCCCAACUAUGCAGUCUUAGACCUGUGUAUCUUACUCGCCGUCUUCUUCCAUCGCUCCGUCCUUAUUAGGCAUGGUUUAUGGCAAGAGUCUAGGGUGCUACCCGAUCUAGACGCCCAGCAAACGGACAAUGUCCCUGCCCUGACCUACCCUGACGGGGCUGCUGAAGAUCUGGAGGUUGAGGAGGUGGAUAGAGAAAGUGACAAGAAGGAGAAGAAGAAGAAGAAAAAGAAGAAGAGGAAAGAGAAGAAGAAGAAGAAAGGAAAGGGAGAAGAAGGUGGAGCAAAAGCGGAGGUUCUUCUCUCGACAGAUGAUGAGGAGCAGCUAGAAGUGCAAGAUACAGAACUCCAGGUAUCUCUAGGGUCUGCUGAAGAUGAUCUAUCGCAGCUGGAGGAUCCACCGCAUUGGUAUGAUCCUGCAGUCAAUUUCUACCGCAACAUGAUAGAUCCGAUGUACAGCGCUGUCACCGAUGUCUAUGUCUUCAUCUUCGGCAUACAGUUCAUCUGUUUCCUCAUCAUUGCUCUCUUCUCAUAUGCAUUUGGGGAGGAGCAGGCAACCAGCGACGUCGCCCAGCUCAUCAGCUCCAACACAAUCCCCAUCAGCUUCCUUCUCCUUCUCCUUAGCAUGUUUGUUAUCAUCGUCAUCGACCGUGCUAUUUAUCUCUGCAAGAACGUCAAGGCCAAGUUCAUCUACCUGGUCGUUCUUGUCAUUGCUGUCCAUGUGUGGCUCUUCUUUAUUCUGCCUGCAUAUAACAACAAGCCUUUCGUGGAUAACAAUCCUGCACAGGUUUGGUAUUUCUUCAUCUGCAUCUACUUUGGUCUAUCGGCGUAUCAGAUUACAUCCGGUUAUCCUACAAGAAUCCUGGGGAAUUUCCUCUGCAAAAACUACAAUCUGGUCAGCUUGAUUCUCUUCUAUGGAUGGCGCGUGAUUCCAUUCCUGACUGAGCUGCGUACCCUAAUGGACUGGAUCUGGACUGAUACCACCCUCUCUCUCAGUCACUGGCUGCAGGUGGAAGACAUCUAUGCUAAUGUCUACCCAAUCAAGUGCUUCAGGAACAGAGAGGUGGCCUACCCUGUUCCCCGAGGCACCAAGACACCGUGGUUUAUCAAGUAUGGAGUAGGAGGAGGCAUGUUGAUUGCUCUCAUCUUUGUUCUCUGGUUCCCUCUCAUCCUCAUCUCGUUAGCGAACACCACCAGCGUCAUGAACAAGCCCACUUCAAUGUCGGUUGAAAUCAGCUUUGGUGGAUUUGAGCCCAUCUUCAAAAUGAGUGCUCAGACAGGAGACUUGAACAUGAUUGAUGCCACUGCUUGGGAUGAUCUCAAUAAAGAGUUUGCGAAGGACUUGAAUGCGAGAUCCUUCCUAGACGGAUAUCGUCAAGAGGACGUUUGGACUGCUGCCAUCAGUGGCAACUCAACAGGAACGUGGGACAUCAGUCCACCGAGUAGACAGAACCUGAUCACAAGCCUUCAGUCAAAUGAUGACCUAUAUAUCUCCUUCAAGUAUUCCUUCACCAGGAUUACUAGUAACACCGGAGUCACACCGACGGUAGAGAACAACCGUGAUGUAAAACUGACGGAAGAAUAUGAUGAAUUCAAAAAUCAACUGAUUGAACAGCUUCAGUUCUAUUCAUCUGCGCCAGGUGUGUUGGAGAAUUUCAUUCCAUCGUACAUCAAGGUGCCUGCCAUGUCCAGCCCUGAGCCAGUCACCGUAUUACUUGACAGAAAGGGUUAUGGCAAUGCCUCCUUUCACCUUGAGCAGGGUGAGAUCCUAAACUUGAACGGGACCAAGGAAUGGUGGGAGGUGGAAGAUGGGUUGUCUGACGAAAGUACAAUCAUCCGGAUACUCACAUUCAACGAUAGGGUAGCCUCGGAACUACUUGCACCGCUCUCAAGCUAUGGAAUCAUCGGUCUCUACGUGUCCCUCGUCCUUGUGAUCGGCCGCUUCCUACGCAUGUCGUUCAGCGGCCUCUCCUACCAGAUCAUGUUCAACGAGCUGCCCAACGUGGACCGCAUCUUGAAGCUGUGUCUGGACAUCUACCUGGUGAGGGAGAGCAACGAGCUGGAGCUGGAGGAGGACCUAACCGCCAAGCUCAUCUUCCUCUACCGCUCUCCAGAGACACUCAUCAAAGUCACCAAGUGGAAGACUGAUUGAUGAGAGAGAGGGAGAGAGAGAGAGAGAGAGAGAAGAGACAGAGAGAGAAAUGAAGAGGAGCAAAUUGGACAUUGAAAGAGUAGAGAUAAUGGUGGAUCAACUUUUGUGGAGCAAAAUGGAUAUUAAGAGAGGAGAUCAUUUUUGAUCAAGUUUUUAGAUGAUGAGUUAGGAGGAGAUGGAUGAGGGUGAGAGAGGAUGCAAGAUGUAAGGGACUUAUAAAGGGGGUGUAAGAAAAGGGAGGAAGAGAGAGGAGGGAGAG
Messenger RNA from Strongylocentrotus purpuratus (purple sea urchin), 8142 nucleotides. Its product is annotated as piezo-type mechanosensitive ion channel component 1. The transcript is spliced from 51 exons. The coding region runs from base 480 to 7883 and encodes 2467 amino acids. The record is from RefSeq and is a predicted model, not a curated record. NCBI's taxonomy places the organism in Eukaryota, Metazoa, Echinodermata, Echinoidea, Camarodonta, Strongylocentrotidae.